AUGAAAUCCAUGCCUUUGGGCAUGAGGGCCCAUCACUGGGCUCUGUAUCUGUUGCUACUAGCGUGUAAUGCCUGGGCCUUCUACAUCCCUGGUUACUCGGUAACCAAGUACAACGACGACCAGCCAGUUCCCCUCCUUGUCAACAAAAUCUUUUCCGACCACACUCAGCUACAGUACGCCUAUUUCGAUCUUCCUUUCGUCUGUCCCCCCAGUGGCCGCAGUCAUGGUGGCUCACCGUUUGGAUCUGGCCAAAGCAUAUCCCUCAAUCUGGGUGAAGUUUUGCGCGGAGAUCGAAUCAUGACAUCCGACUUCCAGCUGAUCAUGGGCAAGAAUGUGGAGUGUCAGUCUCUAUGUACCGCAAAAGUCAGCCGCGCCGAUGUCAAAUGGGCCCGCCAACUGAUCGAAGAAAACUACGCAAUCGAGUGGAUUGUCGAUAACCUUCCAGGAGCGACGAGCUUUGUGACUGUGGAUCGUAGCCGCAGGUAUUAUGCGUCUGGCUUCAAGCUGGGCUACCGGGAAAUUUCUCCUGCCACCGGACAGCCGCGGUAUUUUAUAAAUAACCAUUUCACCAUUGUCAUUCGAUGGCGAAGCGCUUCGGACGGUGGCAAAGUCAUCGUCGGCUUUGAGGUCUACCCAAAGAGCAUCUCUGCAGAUGGUCGCAAAGAUGAUGGCUGUCCCAAAGCCGUCCACAAGGACUCCGAAGGCCUGUGUUUAUAUAUUGCGCCUGAUAUGGCUCAUUUGAAAGAGAAGUACGGCGGUCUUUCCUACGUCCCUGAAGAUGACGAAGAAGAUGACGGCGCCACGUUGGAUAUACCGUAUUCGUAUUCCGUCUAUUUCAGGGAAGAGAAGAAGAUUGAAUGGGCCAAUCGCUGGGAUCUGUAUUUUACCAAUCAGGAGGGAGGCUCAAUGACUCACUGGUUGGCCAUUGUCAACUCUCUGAUUAUUUCGACAGUGCUAGGUGUCACUGUCCUUGUGAUCUGGAGUCGGACUGUUCAAGGAGACAUCAAGGGUCGCGGCGACGGAGCCAUGGAAGAGCGAAAGAUGAAGGGACAAACCAGACGGAAGCGUCCGCAAGACUCCAAGAAUGAGGGUCUACUGGAGGGUGCAGAUGUCGAACACAAUGCCGACCUUUCAUCGGAUGAGGAGGGCUUUGAGGAUACAAGUGGAUGGAAGCUUCUCCACGGAGACGUGUUCCGAGUUCCGGCAUAUAAUGGCCUUCUGGCUCCACUCGUUGGAUCGGGUAUGCAGCUUCUCUUCAUGGCAACUGGUCUGCUCGCGCUGUCUUGCUUGGGCGUUUUGAACCCAAGCUUCCGGGGUGGAUUUGUCAGUGUUGGCAUGGGUCUUUUCGUGUUUGCCGGCCUCUUCUCGGGUUACUUCUCUGGGAGACUGUACAAGACCUUUGGUGGUUCUGCCUGGCGCAAGAACACACUGAUUACGGCAAUUCUGUUUCCCGGUCUCGCUUUUUGCCUCGUAUUCAUACUGAACUUGUUCGUUUGGGCUCAGGCAUCCAGCACCGCGAUUCCCUUCAGCACCCUUGUCGCUCUUCUUGCUCUCUGGCUGUUAAUCCAGGUCCCGCUGGUCUACCUCGGGAGCUACGUUGGCUAUGUGCGUGCCAGUCCCUGGGAGCAUCCCCUGCAGACCAGCGCAAUCCCUCGUCAAAUCCCACCCCAACCUUGGUAUCUACGCAGCCCUGCCGGCCCGCUACUUGCUGGCUCAAUCCCCUUUGCAGUUCUCUUCAUCGAACUCCUAUUCGUCUUUAAAAACCUAUGGCAAGAUAAAAGCGGGUACUAUUAUGUUUUCGGUUUCCUCAGCGUCGUCUCUGUUGUACUCUUAGUGACCGUCGUUGAGGUGACUGUGAUUGCUACUUAUAGCCAACUCUGCUCGGAGAACUAUCACUGGUGGUGGCAGAGCUUUGUCACGGGUGGAAGCAGCGCCUGCUGGAUUUUUGCCUACUGCAUCUGGUACUACAUGUUCAAGCUGCACAUCACCGGCUUUGUCUCGACCUUGCUCUUUUUCAGCUACAGCUUCCUUGCCUGUGCCGUGUACGGUCUUCUGACGGGGACUGUUGGUUUUUUGGCUGCAUAUGCGUUCGUACGGCGAGUCUACAGGUAUGACCUUGCUCGAAUCUCGUGUUCUGUCAAGACGGGUACUGAUUACAUCGAAACUUCAGUUCCGUAA
This is a messenger RNA of Penicillium diatomitis, 2178 nucleotides long. Its product is annotated as transmembrane 9 family protein. The transcript is spliced from 4 exons. Lineage: Eukaryota; Fungi; Ascomycota; Eurotiomycetes; Eurotiales; Aspergillaceae. Gene Ontology annotation, biological process: vacuolar transport; protein localization to membrane. Bases 1 to 2178 code for a protein of 725 amino acids. Gene Ontology annotation, cellular component: membrane; Golgi apparatus. The record is from RefSeq and is a predicted model, not a curated record.